UAAUUUGAUUUUAAGUGGGCCAACAAACGUCACCAAACACAGGGACACAAAAACCGAAUUCAUCAUCAGAUGGACACCAACUGAAGACGACCUGGGAGAUUUUUACCCAAUCUGCUUCGCUGUGGAAUCAGUGAAUGGGCGUUCUGUCUACCAGUCUGAGAUGAGGUGUGUUCUGGUGGAAAUCAGGAAGCGGCAAAUUAAAGCCACAGUGACCUGCACUGAAUCCGCAAUGAAGGUUGAGGUUGACAAAGCUUCCUUCUUUGGACUCCAGGAGAAUCAUCUUCGCCUCAGUGACUCCAGCAACACCGUCUGCAGCCUUCGCAGGCACUCCAACCACACUCACAUCGUCGCCAUCAUUCCCCUCAACCAAUGUGGGACUCAGAUCGAGGAAGACGAUGACUACCUCAUUUUCAAGAAUGAGAUCACCACUAAGGAAGACAACCCGAACGAGCUGAUCACCAGGAAGCACCUGGUGGAGGCCCGGUUCUACUGCCAGUACCCCAAACGGGGGAAUGUGACGCUGAGCUUCUCAGCACACAGAAAGAACGUCACGGUGUGGGAGAAAGGCUUCGGCACGUUCACAUACCAGUUUGAGUUCUACCAGAAUGACCGGUUUGAAGCCAAGUAUGACCCAAACUCAUACCCACUGGAGUUUGACAUCGGAAACAGGAUCUACAUGCAGCUGGACGCCAGCUCCUCUGUCAACAACACCGAGAUGUUUGUGGAGUCCUGCAGAGCUGCACCGUAUGACAACCCCAACUACCAUCCAACCUACUCCAUCAUUGAGAACGGGUGUGGGGUUGACCCGACUGUGCAGACAUAUACACCUUCCAACGAUAGACAGUUCCAGUUCAGCUUGGAGGCCUUCAGAUUUAUCGGCCUGCAUGAUCAGGUGUACAUCAGCUGCACAGUCAUGAUGUGUGAAGCAGGAAACCCCAACACCAGGUGCUCAAGGGGAUGCAGCAACUCCACAAGGUCCAGCAGCUUCAGCCGCAGAAAGAGAGAGGCUGUGGUCCAGAGCGGACAGCACUUCGUUUCCCAGGGUCCUUUGCGUCUGAAGCGUGAAGCGGACCCCAGAGGGGCCUCAGCUGUCAACCUGAACCUGAACCUGAUGUUUGUGGCUGGAUGUCUCCUUGCUGCUGUUGGGAUGGUCUGUGGCUUGAUCAUCUACAAAACCAAAACCUCCAAGGCCAAAUACCAACCUCUGCCUGCACAUGAAAACUAAAACCUCAACAUCUGCCAGGCUGCUUGGAUAAUCUGAACAUGGGAUUCUGGAUGUUUCUGAACUAUUAAUUAAAUCUUUUUAAUAUCUAAUUAUGAUUCAGGCAGCUACUCAAAAAACUUUUGAUUAUUUCUUUCCUAUUUUAAUAAAAUAUUUGCUUCUGUUAAAUUGAAACAA
Molecule: messenger RNA, 1399 nt
Organism: Xiphophorus couchianus (Monterrey platyfish)
Lineage: Eukaryota; Metazoa; Chordata; Actinopteri; Cyprinodontiformes; Poeciliidae
Product: ZP domain-containing protein-like
Exons: 7
Coding region: 161-1225 (354 amino acids)
Source: RefSeq, a predicted model, not a curated record